AUGCCGAUCUUCGUUCAACAUUCUAUUGUUCUCAAGCACUGCCAACAAACUGGAAUCGUAUGGUGCUUUGAGACCAACGUGCAGAGAAUGCACAAAUUUGUCUCUCAUCAGAUCUGCCCCAUCGGAUACAUUGCCUCGUUCCGUGUACUUGAUGUCCUCCCGAAUGGACACGAUUGGAUUGAAAAUCUGGACUUCCGUGCGCCCACAAUAAGCGACGGCAUCAGAAUCACGUCAAAUGGACCAGUCAUGAGCACGGUCGUUUGGCACAGUCGAAACCAAACCGACCUCUCCCAUCACUCAAACAUGACUCUGUAUUCCAAACAGUACGGACUUGUGUUCUGUAAGAAUAAUGUCAACCCAAUGUUGACAUUCAAGGUCGAAAUAGUUGUAAACGACCUAGACUACAUUUGGAACGGAACAAACCUGUUCAUAGUCACAGGUGGUGUGCACUCGGUGGCACUUUGUGACAACUGCCUCGAGGAUACGAUUCAUGAAGUGAACCGCUGUGAAAAAUAUUGCCGUAUCAAUGGAACUCGAACCAAGAGACAACUUGUCCCGUAUCGCAAAGAACACCAUCCUCAAGAUUUUGAUUCAUCCCUGGAUCGCUACAUCGACAGACUUGAGGUGUUGAAUCCCUCGAGCAACGAAUCGAGAAGCGCCCUUCUCGCGUUGUACGGACUUUCUUCUGUUCCUCAUUGA
Molecule: messenger RNA, 699 nt
Organism: Caenorhabditis remanei
Lineage: Eukaryota; Metazoa; Nematoda; Chromadorea; Rhabditida; Rhabditidae
Exons: 3
Coding region: 1-699 (232 amino acids)
Source: RefSeq, a predicted model, not a curated record